AUGGCCAAAUCAGCAGGUCUUAUCGUCUCUUCUCUUCUUUUCGCAACUCUGGCAGUAGCUCUUCCUCAACAACCAGUGGCAACGUCAGCGCCAGAAGCCGCAGGUUUGGAAAAGUGUCUGGAAGAUGCUAAAGUCAAAGUCAUUGCUCCGCAAGAUCCGGAUUUUGCCAACAACUCUCAAGCAUGGCAGACAAGAAUCACAACAAAGCCCGUACUAGUGGCUUUCCCUAACAACAAGGACGAGCUCAAAACUGCUCUGUCCUGUGCACUCGCAGCUAAAGUAAAGGUUUCACCUCUUGGGGGAGCUCAUUCGUUCGCGGCAUACGGGUACGGAAACGAUGGAAAUUUAGUCCUCAACAUGACAGCAUUCAAUGACAUGAAGUUUGACACGGCAACUUCACUAUUGACAUAUGGUGCUGGCAACAGAGUUGGCCCUGUAGCUAAAUUUGCCUGGGAUAAUUAUCAAGCCCACUUCCCGCAUGUUCGACAUGGACGCCCAGGUCUUUCUGGUUCUACAAUUGGAGGUGGUUUUGGAACCACUUCUCGACACCUUGGUACUCCUAUGGACAAUCUUGAAUGCGUGACCUACAUGCUCUUUAAUGGCACAGAAGUUACCGCUAAAAAGGAGGAUGAUCUUUUCUUCGCCACGCAGGGAGCAGCCUCGAGCUAUGGCGUCUUGACAAGUUUGACGACCAAGACUCAUAAACCUCAGUUUCCCAACGCCAUCACCUUCAAUUUCUCCCUAUCAGGCGUGGACUUGGACACUGGAGUAAACGCACUCCUGUCUAUCCAGGAGUUUGCUACUACUCUGGCACCGGAUGAACUCGCUUUCCGAUUCUCCCUUCCAAGAACCCCAGAAAAUUACACUGGAACCGGUUAUUUCUAUGGGGACCCAGCAACCUUCGAUUCCGUGAUCGCACCACUUCAGGCUAUGCUACCUCCUACCGCCAAAUUUGACAAACAGGAAUUGGAAUUCUGGGCUCUGGAAAACCUCGCAAACCCAGGUCUCGAUAGGCCCAAUGGAGGAAGCUCCCCUGGAAGAACCUUUUACAUUCAAGCGCUUACUACGACUGCUGACAAGCCACUUACCAAGGAAUUGGUGACUACUCUGUUCAACGGCACGACCAUCGCUUUCAACCGCAAUGAUAUGUCCGGUUCUGGUUUCCUCGAUUUGUGGGGUGGUGUUUCCAGGGAUAUCAAGGAUGGCGAUACUUCUUACAAACACGGCAACAAUCUUUGGCUGAUCAGAUUGGACGGGACUUCAAAGACUGUAGAUAUGCCUAAGGAUGGAGUCGAUUACAUGAAGAGUCUUAUGCUGCCAUUCGAGAAGGCAUUGACGGCUGCGGGCAUUCCAUUGAGAGGAUUCGCCAACUACAGAGAUACGGCUUUGAGCGAGGCUGAGUGGAGUGAGCGAUUGUAUGGUGCUGAGAACUUUGAACGAUUGAAGAAGAUUAAGGCUGUUUAUGAUCCGGUUGGCAUGUUUACUAAUAAUCAGCAGAGUAUUCCGCUUCCCGCUGCUUAG
Molecule: messenger RNA, 1521 nt
Organism: Hymenoscyphus albidus
Lineage: Eukaryota; Fungi; Ascomycota; Leotiomycetes; Helotiales; Helotiaceae
Source: the annotation of a GenBank genome assembly